Capsella rubella is the source of this 1655-nucleotide messenger RNA. RefSeq names its product protein POLLENLESS 3-LIKE 1. The coding region runs from base 170 to 1534 and encodes 454 amino acids. The transcript is spliced from 5 exons. Gene Ontology annotation, molecular function: protein binding. Lineage: Eukaryota; Viridiplantae; Streptophyta; Magnoliopsida; Brassicales; Brassicaceae. The record is from RefSeq and is a predicted model, not a curated record.
UCUCUUCUUCCGGUUCGGAAUUGCCUUGGGUUCUUGAUCUUUAAACAAAAAUACUCAACGGAACCCAAGAAUCUGACAUCGGAAACGUUUUUUCUCGAGAAAAUUAAAGUAAGUGCGUGAGAAAAAAAAGUCUUGAUUUUUUCCGAGAAAAUCGAAAAAGUUUCUCGUUAUGCCGAGUCGUGAGAGCCGUCGUGGUUUAUGGACUCCACCACCGUCAUGGGACACGACGAGAAGAGUUUACGCGGCGAUGCCAAUGUCGGAGAGAAAAAAAAGAACGUCUUCGAUCAAGAAUCAAGAACUGUUUCACAUGAUCCACAAGGUUCCUUUUGGUGAUUCCCCUUACGUGAGAGCCAAGCAUGCUCAGUUGGUUUCUAAAGACUUGGAUUUAGCUAUCUCGUUGUUUUGGGCUGCGAUCAAUGCUGGAGAUCGAGUUGAUAGUGCGUUGAAGGACAUGGCUUUAGUUAUGAAACAAUUGGAUCGAUCUAAUGAAGGAAUCGAAGCUAUCAAGUCUUUUCGAUAUCUCUGCUCCUUUGAAUCCCAAGAUUCUAUUGAUAACUUGUUAUGUGAACUCUAUAAGAAGUCAGGGAGGUUUCAAGAGGAAAUUGAGUUGCUUGAACACAAACUGAAAACACUUGAACAAGACAAGCUCUAUGGUGGUAGGAUCAGAGCUGCGAAAAGAAGGAACGGGAAGCAGAGAAGCAUCACUAUCGAGCAUGAGAAAGCGCGGAUUCUAGGGAACUUAGCUUGGGUUCACUUACAGAUUCAUAGUUAUGAAGUUGCAGAGCAGUAUUACAGGAAUGCGUUGUCUUUGGAGCCUGACAAUAACAAGCUGUGCAAUCUUGCGAUAUGUUUGAUUCAUAUGGAUAGAAUCCCGGAAGCUAAAUCUCUGCUUGAGGAUGUAAGACACAAGGAACCGUUUUUCAAAUCUUUCGAACGGGCUACUGAGAUGUUAGCAGAAAAAGAACAGGCAACAGUAGCAGAGAGUCCAGAAGAAUUGUUGUUGAGCAGUAGCUUUUCAGAUAACUUCUCUUUCAGGUGUUCACGUUGGAUGAAAGAUAACAAGGCUCUAGCUGGAACUAGCUCAGAACCGGGUAACAUUUACAAGACGAACUCGCAUGUUUCCUCUGAAUCGGUUGAACAAAACUCGCCAGGUCUGAAUACACAACCCCGGGAAUGUAAAUGGGGAGAAGAUGAGGAAGUAGACCAGAGAAAAUGGAGUUUGACAGUUGGUGCUGCUCGAAGGCUAAGGUUUGGGAAUCAUUACGAGACGAACUUGGAAAGUGUAGGAACUGCAGCCUCGACUACUAAAGGGAAGAAACUGGAUCAGAAUUUGAUUGACGAACUCCAUAAAUUCAUCAGUGGUGAAGCAGAUUGCAUGACAAGCAAAGCAAGGAAGUUGUGUGCAGAUUUGAUCAAAGAAAGGGAAGAUAACGAAAAAGCAUGUCAACGAAUUGCUUCAGAAUCUUCUUCAGCUCAGAGAAGUGUUCACAAUGGUGAAAGAAAGGCUCUUCACGUUGGCCAAAUAAGUGUUUAGGCGUGAUUUACCACCAAAGGAUGUAUAGAUUAAACAAUUUGUCACAUUUUUAUAAAGUUUGCUCGAAAGUGAAAUGUACCUUUAAGCUCUUUUGCAAAAUGGGGACAUAAACUUGAAAGAA